Mugil cephalus (flathead mullet) is the source of this 5798-nucleotide messenger RNA. RefSeq lists its product as uncharacterized. Bases 222 to 5438 code for a protein of 1738 amino acids. The transcript has 24 exons. The record is from RefSeq and is a predicted model, not a curated record. NCBI's taxonomy places the organism in Eukaryota, Metazoa, Chordata, Actinopteri, Mugiliformes, Mugilidae. Gene Ontology annotation, molecular function: guanyl-nucleotide exchange factor activity.
GGCGGGGAAGCCAGCGGACUGCCUCUCUCACGCUCUGGAGUUUAGUCUGCUCCAGCUGUCCGACACCACAACACGCAGAAAGAGAGGCACUUGUGGGGGGAGAGAGGAGAAAUGCAGUCGGACCUGUUGGUAUCACAGCAAUGACUGACAGCCGCGUGGAUUAUAAAUUGGACUCGGAGUUGCCGACACAUUAUUUAUUGAAGGCUUCUUCUGGUGCCUAAAUGCUGUCACUGGGGAAAAUGCACUCCAGAGCAAAGUCCCGCAGUUGUGACAACUACCUGAGUAUCAAGGACGCUGAGUCUUUGGACAACUGCAUCCAGAGCACCCUGUCUGCCUUGUACCGUCCUUUCACUGCUACUGCUGCCACCGUCCUCUGGCAACUCUUCAGCGUGGUGGAGAGGCAGUACCGUGGAGACGGGCUCCGCUGCCUCAUUGACUUCUUGCUUCCUGCCAAGAGGAUCCUGCAAAUCAUCCAGAAAGAAACCUGCGUAAGGUUCAGAGGCUUGCUGUUCUACCAUGAAGGCUGGCCCCUCUGCAUCCACGAGAAAGUCGUCCUGCAGCUUGCCCCUCUUCACAAAGUUCGACUAAAGCAAGGAGACUUCUACCUACAAAUAGUUCCUUUAGGCCGCAAGGCUGCUAAACUAGUGAUAAAAUGUUUGUCAGCCAGUGGGCAGGCUAUUGCAGAAAUCCCCAUUUCAGAGAGCAUGUAUGGCAGCGUCUUCACAGCUGAGUUCUUGCAGAAUGUAACACGUGAACGAAACCUGCAACCACUCCAAAACUGUCUGCUUACCACCGGUACAGCUGUGUACAGAACACCGUGGAAGAACGUGGUCAAUCCGCUAUUUGUCAGCAGCACGGCGGAUGCCAUCAUGCAAGCGCGCUGCAGCAGAGCUGGCUUCCGUGGCCAUCUUAGCACUUGCAGCACCAGUGGAUCCACAGGAACGCUGGACAGCCACCGCAGCUCCAGAGAGUCUCUGCACUCUCAGGGAACUGACUCCAUCUUCUCUGAGCCCACCUCCCCAAACAGAAACCACAUGGACUCCAGCAGUGAGAACCAUAGCGUCAGCACAGCUGAUCCUGCUACACCUGUCACUAAAAUCGAAAGACCCACUGAAGAGAGUGGUAUAGAACAGGGGCAUGAGGACAGUAGUGGAACAGAGAGAGUGUCCAAGAUGCUCUCUUUUAGCACAGACCUCAGUAACCCAGGCCCACGACGACGCAUUCCAAGAGACUCUGCGGCCUUUGAGAGCAGGAGACUUUUCAGGAAGUCUUACAUGGAGGCCCUGCAGAACCCUAUGAGCCUCGGGUCCAGCUCUGAAUCCAUCCUGGAGGAAAGCCCAGAGCACAGCGCUGGCCUAAGAGAGAGAACAGUGACACCGGGCAGCAGCCCCGACACUCGGACCUCUUCCAGAGAACACUUAACGUGGAGGCUGGGCAGCAAGGGUUGGCUCAGUGGUGACGACUCCAGGCCCAGCACACCUCUGCUUUACUUACAGAGGGGGCUGCGGAGCGCCGAGAGACGAGCGGAAAGACGUUCCAAAUCAUUGGAGAGGACUAACAAGGCAGGCCAGGUUAAAGGCCACCGGGAGCGAUCUUCGUCUGGAGGCUCAAGUGGCAUCUCCCCAAAAAAGCUGAUGAAUGGUUAUGCACUUCGUUUUGGGAAGCUGGAUAUUGAGGCGGCCUUUCUUGGUACUGAGAGGAGAAGCAGCAAGGAUGAGUCAGGGCAGCGCGAUGACGGCAUCAGCAGCGAAAGCAGGCAGCACAGAAAUGAAGAGUCACACAGCCCCAAAGCCGCAAAUGGAGCCACCAUCAGAUCGACGUCUGUGCAAAGCUCUUCCUGUGUAUGCAGUUCAACCUUUCCCAAACUGGUGUCAGGGGUCAAUCAAGAGCUGCUCACAUCCGGCGCUGUGAUCUUACCGGGAAACCGAGAUCGCAGUGGGAGGGCAGUGCUGCAGGUGUGCACAAGAGCUCAAGUGUGGGCAGGUGAGACCUGCACGGUCAACGACCUGACCUGUUUACUGGGCUACUACUACUCAACUCUGCGGAGAGAAAGGCGUGAUCAAGGUCUAACUGUGGUAAUAGACAGCAGAAGGCAGCAGCCCGUUCCAGCUCUGUUGUCAUCUCUGUCUGAAUUUCAGUCUCUAGUACCGAAUGCACUUUACUCUGUCCUGUUCCUGGUGGACAAAGAUGUAACAGCCAGACCCGAGAGAGACUUCAGUGUACAGACCGAGACACUGUCAUCCCUGAAGGCCCUGCUGAAGCACAUCGACCAAACGCAGCUCACACGAGACCUGGAGGGCACCUUCCUCUACGACCACAACCACUGGAUCCACUUCAGACAGAAAAUUGAACCAUUUGCCAGCAGUUGCAGCGCAGCCAUCACCUCCCUUCAGGAGUCUAUCAACACACUGAGCUCCAGCAGCGACCUGAAGACCUCUAAGGAGGUGUCUGCAGUGAUAGAACAGCAGAGGCAUCUCAUGAAGUGCGUACUAGACGACAGUCGCCUAAACAGACUGCGUCUAGAGGGAGGAACUGUACUUGCCCGCAUCAGGAAGGAAGAGGCCUGUGAGAAUGACAACUACAGAGACACUGUCGACAUGUUGAAUGCACUGUACAACCAAGUAGAUGAAGAGGUUCAUAAGCUUGUGAUCCUGUCCAACAAGUCACAGAAACAGCUGGAGAGCCUGUUGGACGUGCGCAGGUUUGAGGAGAAAACGCAACAGAUCAAUCACUGGUUCAGCGUGGCGGGAGAGAAGCAGCUCAUACCUUUGGAGUCGCUCGCUCUGUCUGUGGCCAAAAUAAAGGAGAUGAGAGAGAGUUUGGACCAGUUUAUGGAGGAGUCAGUGCACCAGCAGAGGCUUGGCCGGCAGCUAGUGGAAGAGUUUCCCGGGUCCCUUCCAGAUUCAGCUCUGCAUGACUUUAAACAACAUCUGGGUUCUGUAAUAAACAGGGUGGAGCAGAGGAAAGCUAAGCUAGACAUCCUAACCAACCUGUACGAGUUCUAUGACUCAGCUAACCAGUGGAUGGACCACUGUCAGGAUUAUUUCCGUCACCUGAGUCUAGAGAGCACCGCUGCUAGCUAUUCGCCGUCUGUGGUGCAGGUCCUGCAGGAUUAUUACACAGAGGCCUCCAAGUUCUCAAUGGACAACUUCAGCACGCUCAAUGACAUGGUGCUGUCACUGGAGAGUCCUCAGCAGCUUGAGCAGUGGAACACUCUGUGGCACAAAUGUCAGGAGACCAAGCAGCAGCUAGAAGAGAUGCUGGCUCGUGCCAAAACAACAGCCCCGAACUCUGCAGAUGUCAAUGCGGAGGACUCUUUAAAGACUGCAGAAAGUCCUGCUGUCACCCCAGAGAAGCACGGAGCUAAUGGAUGUGUGCGUUUACCUGCAGUGAUCGCACCAUUGGCUUUUGAGGACAGUAAGAAUCACUCUGCUGUACCUUUCCCCAAGAGCCCCACCAGCUCAAUCUCAUCUUCGUCGCACUUUACUUUCACCCCUGACUGCGAGGGCAAACUGAGGCAGAGCCCGUGCAUGUUUGACGAUACGGACAGCGACUGCACGGUGGACUCCACCAUCUCCUGCCACUCCGAGCCCAUCUACUCCCGGCUCCGCAAGCAGCCACUGAAGAAGAUCAUGAAGAAGACCAUGAGCUAUGAGCUCACCCCAAGAGAGAGUCACUCAGAUGUCAGCCACAUACACGGCUACACCGGCGUCUACAUUAAGGGCUUGGAGGUGGCCAAUAAUGUGUCUGCAGAGAAGAAGCUGCAGAGGCCCGAUGUGAUGAGCCCUGGGCUGGGACGCAGCCGCAGCAUGUCUACCCCCUCCAGGAUCCACAACAGACGCAGUGAUGGGGAUGGCAAGAAGCAAAGCAGUAAAGUGCAGCAUAUCAUGGAUGAAAUGAUUUCCACAGAGAGGGAGUAUGUCCGCUCCCUCAGCUACAUUAUCGAGCACUAUUUCCCUGAGAUGGAGCGCCUCGAUUUGCCCCAGGACCUGCGGGGGAAGCGCAGCAUCAUAUUCGGGAAUGUGGAGAAACUCUGGGACUUCCACAGCCAGUACUUCUUAAAGGAGCUGGAGGCGUGCGCUCACUCCCCGCUGUCCAUCAGCAGCUGCUUUCGGCGCCAUGAGGAUCAGUUUGGAAUGUAUGCCCUGUACAGCAAGAAUAAGCCGCAGUCCGACGCUCUGCUCAGCAGCCACGGCAACGAAUUCUUUAAGAACAAGCAGAUGGAGCUGGGGGACAAGAUGGACUUGGCUUCCUACUUACUGAAGCCGAUUCAGAGGAUGAGUAAAUAUGCCCUGCUGCUCAAAGACCUGAUAAAGGAGUGCAGCCAGUCCCAGGAGCAGGAGCUGAGUGACCUCCGCACUGCGGAGGAGAUGGUCAAGUUUCAGCUUCGCCACGGCAACGACCUGCUGGCUAUGGACGCCAUUCGUGGCUGUGAUGUGAACCUUAAAGAGCAGGGUCAGCUCCGCUGCCAGGAUGAGUUCAUAGUCUGGUGUGGACGCAGGAAAUACCUUCGUCACGUCUUCUUGUUUGAAGACCUCAUCCUCUUCAGCAAGACCAAGAAGAUAGAGGGAGGAUAUGACUUUUACAUCUAUAAACAGUCCUUCAAAACGGCAGAGAUAGGUAUGACUGAAAACGUCGGCGACAGCGGCCUGCGCUUUGAGAUCUGGUUCCGUCGCAGGAAGUCACAGGACACGUUUAUACUCCAAGCCAGCUCAGCAGAGGUCAAGGCAGUGUGGACGGCUAUUAUUGGCAAGAUCCUGUGGAGGCAGGCGCUCAGAAACAGAGAGCUGCGUAUGCAGGAGAUGGUGUCAAUGGGGAUCGGAAGCAAGCCUUUCAUGGACAUCAAGCCAAGUGAUGCAGCCAUUAGUGACAGAGCCAUAGACUAUAUCAUGAAGGGGUCAGAGUCUAGGACCAGGGCGUCCAUCGCAGUUCCUUCAUUUGAAUACUCUUCCUCGUUCAAGAGGCCGCACUCCACCAUCUCCAACAGCAGUACCUCCUCCUCCAGCAGCCAGUCGUCCUCCUCCCUGCUGGGCUCGCUCAAUCUCCACCUGUACUCCUCACCCUCUCACUCUCAUCCGUACCCGAUAGGCGGCGUUCCCUCCUUCGCCCAGUGGCCCUACGAUUGCAUUGAGGAAGACGAGCUGGAGCAGGACACUGGGAGCCAGCCCUCUAUGAUCACCGAGAGCUCAGAGACGUCCUCCCAGUGCACCUCCAGUGAGAGCGUAACGGGGCUGGGCACCCUGACCAUACCCGGGACCCCGAGCAUUACCAUGGACUCCUACAACAACAACAACAACGAGCCCUCCUCUUUCCUCUCCUCCUCCAUACCGUCUCCCUCGAUGUUCCAGAAAGAUGAAGACCUCCAACCCCAGGGCACCAAGUUCAUCACAGCAAGCAAGACCUCUCAUAUAGCAGUAGGCCUCUCUACAGUGGUCUGACUCAGAGCUAAGCGGGUUUUUUAGCUCACUGUGAAGUCGUCGAGCUGUCAGGAGAAGGAAAACGAGAGGAGCUGAACUUCGGAACACUGAGACUUUAAUGGCUCAAACUCAACCGUUACAUUUCACUGUAAAUUGAAAACUCACACAUAAAUAUACACUGUCGCGAUGGUACGUCACAGGUCUGUACAUUUGUUUUAAUGAACUAGAUAUGUGUUUAUAUUGUAGAUGUAUUUUACAGAACAACAACAAAAAAAAAAAAUAGACAAAACUAUUCCCGACAAUGUUGUACUGUCAUAUUUCUCUUAUUGCCAGUCUUGUUACGACAGAUUUGUACAGACGAAUAAAAUCUUUUAAACACGU